AUGAGGGUUUUUGGGAUCUUUGGCUUGUUGCCCAUCUUUCUAGUUGCUGGCAGCUCAGCCACGUCCGACUCGACGUCUGACUCUGCAAUUCUUGGCGAUGACUAUGUCAAUUUGAACGGACGAUUCAAUAGCGCAUAUGAGAAAGCAAAAAUCUUCGUUGCUAAGUUGAACAACACGGAGAAAAUCACCAUCAUUACAGGCGGUAGCCUCGACGGCGACAACACCUGGACAGCCCUCAACACCAAAGAUGGCGUCUCCGGUAUCAAUUUUCAGUUCUACGUCUCAGGCUUCACCAUGGCAAACGCUCUGACUAUGUCUUGGGACCGAGAUCUUAUCCAGCGCCAAUUCAAGGCCGUUGGCCAAGAGUUCUACGACAUGGGCUACAACUUGAUCGACGGCCCUGAGCCCGGUCCCCUGGGACGAGUCCCUUUCGGCGGCCGUACACCCGAGACGUUUUCGGCCGAUCCUUACCUUUCUGGAAUAGCGAUGGGCAAAGCUAUUACCGGCAUGAACUCUGCUGGUGUUAUUGCUGGCGGAAGGCAUUUUCUCCUUAACGAGCAGGAGACCAACCGAUCGUCAGGAACUUCGGAUAGCACCAGCGAUGUUUACUCCUCCAACGCCGAUGACAAGACGAUCCAGGAACUAUACGCCUGGCCCUUUGCAGAUGGCGUCAGGGCUGGCAUGAUGGCUGUUAUGUGCGGUAUGACUCGUGUGAACAGCACACUGUCUUGCGAAAACAACAAUCUUCUCAGCCGCGUUCUGAAAAAGCACAUGGGUUUCCCAGGAAUGGUCUUCCCUGAUGUCAAUUCUCAGUCGACGUCGUACAAGUCGGCCAAUGCAGGUCUCGACUUUGGGUCAAGCACUUUGUGGACAUCUAAGAUUCUGGAAGCUGGUAUCAAGAACGGCAGCUUCACACAAGAGCGCUUGGACGACAUGGCGGUUCGAAAUGUCAUGGGCUACUACUACGUGGGCCUUGACAAUGGCAAGCAGCCGUCCAAAGCUGAUGCAACAGAGUAUCGCGAUGUACGUCGUGACCACAACAAACUUAUCCGUGAGGUCGCUCGUGAGUCUAUCGUCCUGCUGAAGAACUCAAACACCAGCGGCCUUGGACUUCCCCUCAACAAACCACGUACUAUAUCGCUCUUUGGAGCUCACGCUGGUCCUUGUAUGGCUGGUCCCAACCAAGCAUUCUCUGUUCAAGGAACCGACAGUGAUGUUUACCAGGGACAUCUUGCCAGUGGAAGUGGAUCUGGUCAGCUGUCGUUUCCCUACCUCAUUACUCCCUUCCAAGCUCUUACGACCCGCGCCAUUGAGGACAACAGCAUGAUCUGGUGGCUCAUGAACGACACGUAUACUUCCAGCUCUGGGGGCGGUAUGGGUGGUGGUAUGGGCGGAGGAGAUAAGCCCGAUGGCAUGCCAGAAAGUUCAUCUAACAGCUCAACUGGCUCAGGUAACGGGGGAUCUCCUCCUAGCGGUGGCGGCGAUGCUACUGGCGGUGUCAAUCUCGGAGGUCUCGGUCAGGGUACAGCUGUUAGCCCUUCGUUCACCAACUAUGCUUCCAAUUCCGAAGUUUGUCUUGUCUUCUUGAACUCAUACUCAGGCGAGGGCGGCGAUCGAAGCGAACUUUCGAACGAUGACCAAGACACUAUGGUUACGACUGUUGCUUCCAACUGCAAUAACACCGUUGUAAUCGUCAACACUUCUGGUCCACGCAUCCUCGACGCCUGGAUCGAGAAUGACAACGUCACAGCGGUACUUUACGCUGGUCUUCUGGGUCAAGAGAGUGGUAACGCUAUUGCGGACGUUCUUUACGGCCAAGUAAACCCCAGCGGCAAGUUAACACAUACCAUCGCCAAGAACGCCUCUGAUUAUCCAGCUUCCGUCUGUUUGACCGAGCAAUGUGACUUCACUGAGGGUGCAUACAUCGACUAUCGUUAUUUUGACGCCCACAACAAAUCAGUGCGAUAUCCAUUUGGACACGGAUUGUCGUACACCACGUUUGAGUAUGGCAAGGUGGAAGUCCAUGUCAAGGACAGCAAGGCCCUCUCUUCAAAGCACCCAACCGGUAAACUGGUACCAGGCGGGCAAUCUGACCUGUGGGACGAGGUGAUUGAAGUCAAGUCGACCGUUAAAAACUCGGGUGAUCUGAAGGGAUCCGAAGUUGCACAGCUCUAUAUCACAUUCCCAGACUCGGCCGAUCAGCCCGAACGCAUCCUCAGAGGCUUUGAAAAAGUGAUGGUAGCUCCUGGUCACACUGCUGAGAUUUCCUUCCCACUUCGUCGUCGCGAUCUGAGUUACUGGGAUACUAAGGCACAAAAGUGGACGGUUGCGGCUGGGGCGUACAAGUUCACCGUUGGUUCUAGUUCACGUAACCUUCACCAGAGUGCUUCACUUACCAUAUAG
This is a messenger RNA of Fusarium sp. VM40, 2403 nucleotides long. Lineage: Eukaryota; Fungi; Ascomycota; Sordariomycetes; Hypocreales; Nectriaceae. The record is from the annotation of a GenBank genome assembly.